CUCACAGGUACAGGUGCAAGUACACCAAGAUGCUCACUUUCCUCCCAGUGUUUGCCAUAUCGGUUCUUGCGAGUCAAUUGGGAGCUCGCCAGUCCCUCCCCACAGGCCCGCAUGGGACUCCUGGAGUACUCAUCCAGCCCGCCGAGGGGCAAGUGUUCGCCAACCCCGGGCCGAUGACCAUCAAGUAUCGAACGACGUCGGGCGGAGGGUACGUGACGCAGUCUAUCCAAGUGAACGUCCAGAAUCCGGGCCCGAUCGGUGGUGGGCCUGAGGCGAAUAUGUUGAACGGGUUGCAAUCCUUGAACGCGGGGACGGACGAGUACAUCGAAGCGCUGAUCGCGACGCCAGCCACAUUCUGCGGUGACCAAGUGAUCCUCGUAUUCGAGACCCAAGUCACGCCGAAUGGCACGCUAGUCCAGUUCCUCUCCGCCAGCCCUACAGUGCACUUUUCCUGCUGGGGCGGGGACUACCCUCCUCCCCCGACCUCCCACUCCGGACCGCAGGGGACGCUCCUCUCCCCAUCGGCUAAUACCGUAUACGCGAACACCGACGGCGCUGGCGUGCAUAUCCAUUUCCAGUACGAGCGUUCCCUGCAGUUGGACGCUGUCACUGUAUCCCUGGCGUUGGAGCUCGCACAGUCUUUUGUAUCGUAUACACUCGCUUCGGCGCUCGGACCCACCGGGGGGGUGUUGGACGGGACGAUAGAGCAGUAUUUUGCCGCGCCGGGGGAAUGCUUGUGUGGCACGUUUGAUCUGGUGAUAGACGAGACGCAGCUCUAUCAGGGCGGGUUGAUCACUUUCCAGACAUAUAGCGUCCCGCUGCAAUUUGACUGUCCGCCAGAGGUGGUCGCUUUCUGUUCGGGCUGAGGGGCGGUGGACGAACAACGGCGGAUGAAGGAGGGUGGGUGGAUCAGGGAAGGAGAGGAGGAUAACUUGAAGUCGGGUGGACGGACUAUUUUCGGACUAUGCAGUUAUUGUCAGAGCUUGCAAUUGUUGUUUGUUGGUUGAUCAGAUGUUUAAUGAACGCACUUACGAGUC
This is a messenger RNA of Dacryopinax primogenitus, 1037 nucleotides long. RefSeq lists its product as uncharacterized. The record is from RefSeq and is a predicted model, not a curated record. The transcript has 5 exons. NCBI's taxonomy places the organism in Eukaryota, Fungi, Basidiomycota, Dacrymycetes, Dacrymycetales, Dacrymycetaceae. Bases 30 to 866 code for a protein of 278 amino acids.